Molecule: messenger RNA, 210 nt
Organism: Lasiosphaeria miniovina
Lineage: Eukaryota; Fungi; Ascomycota; Sordariomycetes; Sordariales; Lasiosphaeriaceae
Exons: 1
Coding region: 1-210 (69 amino acids)
Source: RefSeq, a predicted model, not a curated record
AUGCAGUACCCAGCACGCACCAUGCGCAUCGCCCUAAGUCACUGCUGGGGCCAAUGCGCCGACAUGACCAAGCUGGGGCUGGAGAACGAAGCGACGUGGCACCACGGUAUUGACCUCGAGUCCCUUUCGCUCAACUUUCAAGACGCCAUCACCGUUACACGGCGGCUUGGCAUCCGCUACCUCUGGAUCGACGCGCUCUGUAUUCUCUAG